AGCGCAAUUAUUGGGGACAGUAUAUACGGAUGAAUGCAGUUGCGUCAAUUAAAUGGUGGGGGGUAGCUGGUUGGAGAAAAAUACCUCUCUUGUGUGGGACGGUUGAGCUCGACUUUAAGAGGGCACACUUUCUUUCUGUGUAGUGUCUGAAUGAAAUUCUUUGCCUCCGACACAUUGGCAUCCCUGUCGCCGAUGAUGCUCUAGGGAGGGAUAUAUAUGAGAUUUCACCAGGAGACCUUGAGGUGGCAGAUGGAGAUAUAUCGCCGAAAUGUAGGGUCGUUGGUGUCUUUAAUCUCCAGCUCCUAGGACAUCACCUGCCGUCUUCUUCUCCUUUGCUUUCCCCCUGUGCUUUCUGGACUAUUACCCAGUUGCUCGCGAAGAACCAGGCAUUGUUUCUGCGCCUGGCCGUAACUAAGAUAAAAAUCUGUCAGACAGAAGUUCCCCAGGUGGGUGAGCCUUUUCAUGAGGAUUCUUUGAGGAAGCCCAGAAUAAGGCGUGGAAGCCUGAAAGGGAAGGAAACAUGUUUAAGUCAUGGAGGAGCAAGGAGAAGAAGUUCAAAGCUGUGUUUCAGCUGCAGUUUCAGGCAACCCAGGUGCCACAGAUGAAGAAGCCUGCUCUGACUGUGGCUUUAGUGCCGGAGGAUGUUGGGAAGCCCACAUUCAAGUUGCAGAAAACUGCAGUUCAAGAUGGCAACUGCUUGUGGGAGAAUCCUAUAUAUGUGACAGUUAAACUCGUCAGGGAGCCCAAAACAGGAAAGCUGCACGAGAAAAUAUAUCACUUCAUUGUUGCUAGUGGAUCAGCCAAGAAAGAUUAUCUUGGAGAAUCUUCAAUUGAUUUUGCAGAUUUUGCUGACGAAAAUGAACCAAUGACUGUUUCUCUGCCACUGAAGUUUGCAAAUUCUGGUGCAGUUUUACAUAUAACAAUUCAUAAGAUUCAAGGAGGCAUCGAUCAGAGAAACAGGGCAAGCAAUGGAGAAGCAGCACUACAUCAGGAUGAAAGGUUGAUGAGCCUAUCGAGCAAUGAUCGUUCAGACAUAGAUGACAAGAAUUUUGCAGAAGACAUAGAUGACUUUGAAGAAGGGGACAACUUCAAAGCAUCCAAUGGCUCUAAUGAAAGCAGCUUCAAGUCAGUUGGAAGACAAAACUCAAUGCCUCAGAGGGCAUCGGUUGAUGCAAAUUCAACAACAACAAAGAACCGCCUACACAGACGAUCUAGCACAGAAUGGUCAAUGGCCUCGGCAUCAGAUGAAAGUUUAGUUGAUUCAACUAACAGCCCUGGUGAUGAUAAUAAUGUUCCAAAACAGUUCCAUGAAGCUAGAGAUGAAUCCAUUCAGAAGCUUAAAAGUGAAAUCUUUGGUCUCAUGCGUCAGUCAGAGUUAUCAGAUAUGGAAUUGCAGACUCUUCGGAAACAAGUAACGAAAGAGACCAAAAGAGCACAAGAUUUAUCAAGAGAGAUGAUGGACAUUAAGGAGGAGCGAGAUGCACUGGAGAGAGAAUGCGAACAACUCAAGUUCUCGAGGAAGACUGUAGAAGCAGAGGCUCUGGACCGAGUAAAGACAUCAAAUGAAGGGUCAAGGGUGAAGAUAGAAGAGAUGAGGAAGGAGCUUGCCCACGAAAAGGAGUUGAAGGUCAAUCUCGAGUUGCAGCUACAGAAAACACAAGAAUCAAAUUCGGAAUUGAUUCUGGCUGUGCAGGACCUUGAUGAUAUGUUGAAGGGGAAAAGCAUGGAAAUAUCUAUGCUUUCCAGCAAGCUAGAAGAAUCAAGUCAGCAGGAUAAAGAAGUUUACUGCCAAAAGUGUAGAUGCAACACAGAAACCGAUGAAUAUCAAGAUGAUACCACUACCAGAGAAGCGCUGAAAGAACAGAUAACUGACAUGUCCGAUGAAAUAGAGGCCUACAAAGAGAGCAGGGAAAGGCUGGAGAAGUACAUAGAGCAACUCACACAAGAUUAUGAGGACCUAAAACAAGAAAACCUUGAGAUAACCUCUGAGUUAGAGGAGAACAGGGAACAAAAUUUGAAGGCACAAAAUGAACGCUCUGAACAAUUAGCGACUAUCAAAGAACUUGAAUCACAGCUAAGGAGAGUAGAGCAGAAGAUGAGAGAUCAGACAGAAGAGCAGUCUGAAUCAUUGCUCCAUAUCAAUGAACUUGAAGGUCAAGUCAAAGCAUUGGAGAAGGAACUUGAGAAGCAGGCAGUGGGAUUCGAGAAAGAUCUGGAUGAUUUGACCCAGGCCAAAAUCGAGCAGGAACAAAGAGCUAUUCGUUCAGAAGAGGCCUUGAGGAAGACAAGGUGGAAAAAUGUUGUAACAGCAGAGCGUCUCCAGGAGGAAUUUAAAAAGCUUUCACAGGAAAUGGCCGCAAAAAUUGAAGACAAUGAGAAGCGUAUGACAAGUGCUCAAAUGGAAUCAGACAAGCUCCGGGAGCAGAAUAGGAUCAUGGAAGAAAAGCUUAACAAAGCUUAUGAAGAGAUUGCAGUAAUUAGAGACCAGAACAAAGUGCGAGUGGAAGAGCUAUUGACUCAACUUGAUCUCAGGACAAAAAUGAUGGAAGAGAUUUCAUUGGAAGUAGAAGAAAAGUCGAUGCAGCUGGAAAGUGAGCAGAAGCAAGGAAAAGGAAGGCAAGAAGCUUUCUCUAAGGAAAUUCAAAUGCUCAAAGCUAAAAUAGAAGCACUCACAACAGGAGACACCUCCAAGCAGGCAUCACUUGGAGAAACAGCAAUAGAGAUUGGAAGACAGAGCAAAGGAAAAAAAGAAUUGGAGAGAAAAUAUACAUCAGCAAAGCAAGAAGCAGAAAAGGUUCGAAAAGAGUUGGAAAACAUGAGGUCGUUGAAGGAUGAAAGGGAGACAAUGCUGAAGAGGCUACAGCUGGAAGUAGAAGGACUGAAAGAUCAACAUAAUAAGUUCAUAUGUAGCCUGUCAGAAGAGGAGUUAGAGAAAGAGAACCUGCGGAAGCAAAUCCUUCAAUUGAAUGGGGAGCUACAGAAGAAGGAAUAUGAUCUCUUGCUCUCAGAUAAUGAAGCCGUUGAUAAAUGGAAAGCAAAGACACGCACAGAGCAACAACUGAAAAACUGCAACCUGACAGAAAUGCUGGAUGAGAUGGCACAGAUCAAGGAAAGGAACAGACGCAUGGAAAGUGAAUUGAAAGAAAUGGAGGUGAGAUAUUCGGAUAUAAGCCUCAAAUUUGCUGAGGUAGAAGGAGAAAGGCAGCAGUUGGUCAUGACUGUACGUAACCUGAAAAAUGGUAAGAAGACCUAAAAGGAAAUUCCUGCUGUAAGACCAGUAAACAAAUGUUGAGUGCUGCUCCUUCCUUACUAUUCCAUGGCGAGAGCAAUCAACCAGUUUCUCUGGCAUCAGGACCCGAAUUUUACAAAUUGAUAAAAUCGUCAGGGAAAAUGCGUUCAUAAAGUAUAUGUUUUCACAUCAUGCAGGCAUUGUUCCUUAUAGAGGUUGAAGUAUCAACAUCGGUCCUCUAAAAUGCAAAAAUCAGCCUGCUACAGAUGUACAAUUUGAAAGUUAAUAUAUGAGAACCAACCUCCAUUUUUAACAAUGUUGAUCCAAAUAAAUCUGUGUUGCUACCUAUUUGCUGAACGAACUUUCACUAUUGAUUCCGCAUCCUUUUGUUCAAACGCCUCACACCACCAUCAGUCCAUACUAGCCUAGUUUGACUUCCACUACCAUUAUUUGCAAAUGACAGUGUCUGUUUUUCCCUUCGUUAGAUAGGAGUCCUUAUUGGAGAGAGUGAUACCUGAACUCUCCCAAUUCUUGAUGCGCUUGAUGACCAAGUAGGUGGCUUCUGCUUCAUGGGUCCAGAUCUUCUAUCGCGAGUGUGGUGUCCUUGGUACUUGAAAAAGUUGACGACAGAAGGGCUUUUCCUCUUUGUGCCUUUAGAUACAUCUAUUGCAUAGCCCAGAGCGGCAGGAGAUAUAUCGCUUUGCAAGGAAAGCUUCCGCAAUCUGCUCCUCUCUCUGAUGCCACUAAGAAACUCCAUCGUCCAUGGUGAACUAGUCUGAGGUUCAGAGGAAUGAGUGGCUAUAGACAGUGGUGUUUCACUGUGUACGUUUCUAGAGAGUGAUGAUGGGCCAGAAUUUGGCAUCUCUUCUGGAGGCAACCUAACAGAACUUCCUGCCCGACUUCUUUGUGCUGGAAACUCUUUCAGGUCAGUGCUCUGGUCUUCUGAAGAUAAUUUCCAUUGAUUAUAAACAUUAUCAUAGAAACCUUUAAAUUCUUGUGAACUGCUUUCGCCGUGAUCCUUAAAAGACUCCCAGAGGUCUGUUUCAGGAUUAAUCUCACUGGCCGUUGGGAAACUAAAUAGACUGUUCCCGCCAUAUGCCAGUUUACUUGCAGCUUUAGGUCUGGUAAUAAGAUCUUGAUCUUCUUCACGCAACCAUGAUCGAAAGUACACUGAUUUUUUCGCUGGAGGAAUCUCAUUCUCCGAUGAGGAACUAUUAGUGAGGUCAAGGAUGUCCCCCAUGAAGUCCUUACACCGGUUCUCAUUGACAUCAGAUCCCUAGUUUUGACCCAAUAACGGAUUCAGAGACAUCCCUCUGUUGGGCAACUUGUCCAUUACCUUUGCAGCUCUUGAGUGCUGAGGAGCAUCAUAUGGUUUUGGCACACCGGAAGAAUCGAAAGCCACAUUAGCAUUUGAUUUUUGCUUAUGACCAGAAAAGUCUGCCAAAUGUGAUAUAGACUGUCUCAGCUCAUCAAGAAUCUCCUUUACAUCAGGCGUCCAACAAUCCUUUUCGUCCUCUAGUUGAAACUGCCACUCGCCCUCCAUGCAUGUAUCCAUCUUUGGAGGGCUAUGGACAUAUUUCCUUCGCUUUCUCUCAGAAUGUGGACUCAAAUGAUAUUUGUCGGAGUUUGCUGCAGAUGAAAUGGAGGAGAUGGAGUCUGUCAAUGCAGAUUUAGAAUCCUCCCUCUCGCCAUAUUUGCACAACUGCACAAGGCACUAAACAGUGAUAUGCUUUCGUCAGGAAUACGAUGCUGUUGGAGGGCAAG
Molecule: messenger RNA, 4993 nt
Organism: Linum tenue
Lineage: Eukaryota; Viridiplantae; Streptophyta; Magnoliopsida; Malpighiales; Linaceae
Source: the annotation of a GenBank genome assembly